GAGCAUUGUUUGAUGUUCUCUCUGAAUACCAACUUAAGUUUAGCACUGUGUCUCUGUUUUUGGGUGAUGUAUUUUGACGCUAAUUAGUCCGAAAAUCUACUUAAGCAGCUAUUGUCAGCAUCAAUGGAGAACAUGAUCAUGGGCUUUAUCUUCUUUCCAAUGUUGUUGAUGCAAUGCUUUAUGGCUGCCUUAGCCAUGUCUCAACCAAACUUCACUAUAGACCAACUUGCCCUUCUUGAAUUCAAAGCUCACAUCACUUCUGAUCCUUUUCAUAUCUUGUCCUCCAACUGGUCUUCCGCCACUUUAGUUUGUAGCUGGGUUGGUGUUUCCUGCAGUGCUCUUAAUCAUAGAGUCACAGCCUUGGAUCUUCCAAACAUGAACCUCAUUGGCAGCCUCUCUCCCCACUUGGGAAACCUCUCAUUCCUUGUUUCUCUCAACUUGAGUGGAAAUAAUUUCCAUGGUCACUUUCCUCCAGAGUUGGGGAAGUUACAACGUUUAAGGCUCAUGGACUUGAGCAAGAAUGUUCUUGACGGAAGCAUUCCAAAUGAGAUUUGGUUGCUUUCAAAGUUGGAGAUUUUUAGGGUUGGAAGCAACCGACUUACUGGAACUAUAUCCAGAAAUAUUGGGAAUUUAACUAAGCUAAGAAUAAUAUAUCUUGGAAAAACAAAAAUAAGAGGGGAAAUACCGCAAGAGAUUGGUAAUCUUCAUAACUUGGAGAAACUUUCAAUUGGAAAUGCAGGCCUCUCAGGUCCCAUUCUACCAAAUAUCUUCAAUAUCUCUUCCAUAAGAUGGAUUUUUCUAUAUAGAAAUAACCUCUCUGGUACCCUUCCUAUUGACUUGUGCUACCAUCUACCAAGUCUUGAAGAGCUUUAUCUAGAUGAGAAUCAAUUAAAUGGCUCAAUUCCUUCAAGUAUAGGCAGAUGCAAAAAGCUUCGGAUCUUGUCACUAUGGUCUAAUAGAUUCACUGGUUACAUCCCAAUAAGCAUUGGGAACUUAACCCAACUUGUUGAAAUACAUCUUGGUUCCAAUGAUUUGGAAGGGAAAAUACCACAAGAGAUGGGCAAUCUUCAAAAUUUGGAAAAAUUUUCAGCUGGAAAUGCAAGCCUCUCAGGUCCCAUUCCACCAAAUAUCUUCAAUAUCUCUUCCAUAAGAUGGAUUUCUCUUUAUAGAAAUAACCUUUUUGGUACCCUUCCUAUUGACUUGUGCUGCCAUCUACCAAGUCUUGAAGAGCUUAAUCUGGAUGAGAAUCAAUUAAACGGCUCAAUUCCUUCAAGUAUAGGCAAAUGCAAAAAGCUUCAGAUCUUGUCUCUAGUAUUUAAUAGAUUCACUGGAUAUAUCCCAAGAAGCAUUGGGAACUUGACCGAACUUACUAAAAUAAAUCUCGGUAGCAAUGACUUAGAAGGUGAAAUACCAGAGGAGGUUGGCGACUUACCCUUGAGACUUUUAUCUAUGGGAUACAACUUCUUGACUGGUUCCAUUCCUCCCGUCAUCUUCAACAUCUCAACCUUGGAAAUCAUUUUCUUAGGAAUGAAUAACCUUUCAGGCCAUCUUCCUUCAAACAUUGGACUUGGACUUCCAGAGCUUACCGAGCUAUAUUUGUUUCACAAUAAAUUUAGUGGCAUUUUCCCAAGUUCUAUCUCAAAUUCUUCCUUACUUACCUUUCUAGACCUAAGCACUAACUUGUUCUUUGGCCCUUUCCCCAAUUCACUUGGCCAACUAAGAUCCCUCAAAAAGCUUCGCCUUCGUGAAAACAUGUUCUUUGAAUUCUCCACUCCAGAAAGAAACUUUCUCUCCUCCUUGAUAAACUGCAAAUUUUUGAUAAAAUUAGAUAUAUCUUCUAAUUCAUUGAAUGGCAUCCUUCCAGCUUCAAUUGGGAACCUAUCCACAUCUCUUCAAUAUUUAACUGCACACGAUUGCAAAAUUCAAGGAAACAUUCCUCUAGAAAUUGGCAACUUGAGCAGUUUGAUAGUUUUGAGUCUUUCUUGUAAUUAUUUGACUGGACCAAUUCCAACAACAAUUGGAAGAUUGAAACAGCUCCAAGGUCUGUAUAUCAGCAAAAACAAGCUGCAAGGAGCAAUUCCAAAUGAAUUAUGUCAAUUAGAGAGAUUAUAUCAAUUGGAAUUGGAUUACAAUCAGCUAAAUGGAUCCUUGCCAGAGUGCUUAGCCAAUUUAACUUCUUUACGAUCCCUAUACUUAGAUUCCAACAAAUUAAUUUCCACCAUACCCUCAACCUUCUGGAGCCUUAAAUAUAUCUUGGAAGUAAACUUGUCCUCAAAUUUCUUCAAUGGCUCUCUCCCAUCAGAAUUCGGAAAUCUAAAGGUGUUGAUCAUAAUGGAUUUAUCUAGAAAUCAGCUAUCAGGCAAUUUGCCAAACAGAAUUGGGGAUCUCAAAGAUCUUACUUAUCUUUCCUUGGCAAGAAAUGUAUUAGAAGGUAACAUUCCUCAAUCACUCGAUGGAUUGGUAAGCUUAGAAUUUCUAGAUCUCUCUAACAACAUUCUCUUCGGAGUGAUUCCUAAGUUUUUGGAAAGACUUUUUUAUCUCAAAUUCUUCAAUGUAUCUUUCAAUAGACUUGAAGGAGAAAUCCCAACUGGAGGAUCAUUCAGAAACUUCUCUGCUCAGUCAUUCAUGGGAAACACUGCCCUCUGUGGUUUGCCAAGAUUUCAAGUGGCUCCAUGUAAGCUCCGUAAGACAUCAAUCCAUGUGCUAAUUGGAUUAGUGUUGUCACUUGUAACAGCUACCAUAUUGAUACUUUCCCUUGUCAUCGGCAUCAUCAUCUUCAAAAAACAACAUAAAUCAAAAGAAAAAUCCAUGGAUGAAGAAAAUUUGCCAAGUCUAGCAAAAUGGAAGAGAAUUUCAUACCAAGAGCUUCAACAUGCAACUAAUAAAUUCAAUGAAAGAAACUUAGUUGGCACGGGGAGUUUUGGGUCAGUAUAUAAUGGGACACUUCGCAAUGGAAUGAACAUUGCAAUAAAGGUCUUCAAUCUACAAAUAGAGGGUGUACUCGAGAGUUUUGACACAGAAUGUGAAGUACUAUGCAAUAUUCAACAUCGAAAUUUGAUCAAAAUCAUUAGCAGUUGUUGUAAUGAAGACUUCAAAGCCUUGGUGCUCGAGUUCAUGCCUAAUGGGACAUUGGAGAAGUGGUUAUAUUCUGAUGGAUAUCAUUUAAAUAUCCUACAAAGAUUGAACAUAAUGAUUGAUGUAGCUUGUGCUCUAGAAUAUCUCCACCAUGGACAUUCAGUUCCAAUCAUCCACUGUGAUCUGAAACCUAACAACGUGCUGCUUGAUGAAGAUAUGGUUGCACAUGUCGGGGAUUUUGGCCUUGCCAAGCUUCUAGGAGAAGGCACAUCUAUGACGCAAACAAUGCAAAUAGCCACUAUAGGCUACAUGGCACCAGAGUAUGGAUCUUUGGGAAUGGUUUCCAGAAAAGGGGAUGUUUAUAGCUAUGGCAUCUUAGUGAUGGAGAUAUUCACAAGACAGAAACCCACAACCAAAAUGUUUGCUGGAGAAAUGAGCUUGAAGUUUUGGGUGAAUGAGUCAUUAUCUCAUUCAGUGACUGAAGUUGUUGAUGCCACUUUGAUGGAGGACGAGGAGGAGGAGCAUUUCAUUGCCAAAGCAAAUUGUGUAUCAUCUGUUCUGAAACUAGCUUUGGACUGCUGUGCAGAAGCACCCAAAGAAAGAAGAAAUAUGAUGGAUGUUGUGGCAGUGCUUAAAAAGAUCAGAAAUCAGUAUCUUAAGGAUGUUAAGAGAGAUUGAGAAGAUCUUUUAAAUUAAAUACCUAGAAUUAGAGACUACCGUUGAAUUUAAGCUUUCGGAAUAAAGAAUACAGAUGGUA
Messenger RNA from Rubroshorea leprosula, 3832 nucleotides. Lineage: Eukaryota; Viridiplantae; Streptophyta; Magnoliopsida; Malvales; Dipterocarpaceae. The record is from the annotation of a GenBank genome assembly.